AUGCCUUCCUCACCGCUCUUCUCUGGGAAUGCAGACAGCCUAUUCUCUCAACACAACGUCGACAAUGAUACCCAUGAGGAACUGGAAAUGCGUGGACCAGCAACAACAACCCCCAUUGCCAUCAACAAACACGAUGAAGCAGCUCUCGUGUCGCGUCUCGAUAGACGACUUUUAUGCUUUGCUAUGUUGGGAAACCUCGUGAAGACGAUGGAUAACACGAAUAUCAAUAGUGCGUUUAUCAGUGGUAUGGAACAAGAGCUUGAUAUGCAUGGCGUGGACUUCAAUUGGUUGACAGUGCUAUUCAUGAUUGGAUAUCUCAGUAUGCAAAUCCCAUCCAACAUGCUCCUUUCAAGAUUACGGCCUUCCUUAUACCUACCAAUGAUGGAGAUUGCCUGGGGUGUCUUGACACUUGGCAUGGCAUGUGUACCAUCUAUACAUAUGGCCUAUAUCUUACGCUUUUUCCUUGGUGCUUUCGAAGCUGGUUUCUAUCCUGGCAUCGUUUUUCUUGUUGGUACUUGGUAUUCACGCAAAGAACUCGGGAAAAGGAACGCUUGGAUUACAAUGUGUGGAUCAUUGGGUGGUGCCCUGACCGGAUUAAUGCAAGCUGGCUUGCUAAAAUGGUUCGAUGGUACUCUUGGAAUCAGUGGAUGGCGAUGGAUGUUUGUGUUGGAUGCUGCCUUGACCUUUUUACUCGCAAUCUAUGGAUACAAGUACCUCCCGGAUUACCCCGACAACACGUUAUGGCUUAGUCAAAAGGAACGUACUUUGGCUGUUGAACGUUUACAACGUGAAGGUCACGAGACAAAGAGUGGAUCUUUACCAACAAUGGCACUGUUACGCAAGGUCAUUGCCAACAAGUUUCUUUAUUUUUUCGUGCCAGGUUGGACCUUGACACAUUUGGCUGUGGGAGCUUCCCAUGUACUUGGAAUCGUAGCAAAGAAAAGCGGGUACGAUGCAAUCACGGCGAAUUUGUUUACUUCACCAGAUCUCAUCAUCAGUAUGUUGGCGGGGAUUACCAAUGGGUUUCUCAGCGACUACCUUGGAUCACGAUUGAUGUGUAUUCUUCCUCAGCUUGCGAUUGCAACAAUUGCCUACAGCCUUUUGGUGAUUUUUGUACAGCCAUUUGGGUUCUUGUACUUUGCUUUUAUCUUGAUGCAUGCUAGUUUGGCUGCGACAGCACCGGUGAUUAUGACUUGGGCCAGUGAGAUUAUACGAGAAAAUGUGGAGCAACGAGCCAUAUCGAUAGCAAUCAUGAAUACCUCCUCCUCUGCAAUGUAUACUUGGGCUCCUCUUGUACUUUGGCCAGUGACUGAUGCUCCAUUCUAUCGCACUGGAUUUCGAGCGGGCUUCGUCUUUGUAAUUGCAAGUGCUGUGUGCUUUGCUAUCAUUGGUUGGUUGGUUAGGAAAGAUCCAUCUCGGAAACCAAAGGAAGACGAUGAUAUUCAGCGGGAAGAUGACAUACCUUUGCUGAUGGCUCAGGAAGAACGGCUUUCUUAA
This is a messenger RNA of Lichtheimia ornata, 1497 nucleotides long. RefSeq lists its product as uncharacterized. The record is from RefSeq and is a predicted model, not a curated record. Gene Ontology annotation, cellular component: membrane. Gene Ontology annotation, molecular function: transmembrane transporter activity. Gene Ontology annotation, biological process: transmembrane transport. The transcript has 10 exons. The coding region runs from base 1 to 1497 and encodes 498 amino acids. NCBI's taxonomy places the organism in Eukaryota, Fungi, Mucoromycota, Mucoromycetes, Mucorales, Lichtheimiaceae.